CACCCAUUUUUAUUCCUUGUUAAGAAAUUUCGUCUUGUUCAUUUGGACCACAACGUUUCCUGAGAAGUAAAAAGAGUCCUUCCCCUCGUCACUAAAAUCCCAAGGCUUGUCAACAAUUCAAUUUCAAACUUGAUCAUAUAUGUGUACAUAUAAUUACACUCAGGGAGAAAUGGGUUGCAGAAAUGGCGGCCUGAGGGAGGAAGAGAACGACGCGAUGGCGGCUUCACUGACAGCGAGCGACGCUUUGCUAUUCGCAACCAUGUGCAUCGUUGAGCUCCCGGUGGAUGUUCAUGCAAAGGAUGGCUCUAUUUAUACUGGAAUUUUUUACACCGCCCGUGUCGACAAGGACUAUGCUGUAGUGCUGAAGAAUGCGAGGAUGAUUAAAAAGGGGAACCGGGCUUCAAAUGUUGCAAAUGGGAGUAUGAUAGAAACACUUAUAGUUCAGUCAGAAGAUCUUGUACAAGUUGUUGCUAAGGAAGUUCCUAUUCCUUCAAAUGAAGUUUCUGGAUAUCUAAGGAGGGAUGGUUUAGAGGCCAUUGCAGGCACUAAUGAAUGUUCAGAGAGGGAGGCAAAAGCUAACGAGUCCAGUGGCGAUAAAAAGCACAGAAGUGAGACAAGGUUUUCAGCUAGCUCAGAGAAUGAUUUUGCUUAUAGUUUUGCAGCUGAUGUGGAAAGUCACUCGAGCAGAUCCACAGAAGAAGAAAAUGAGAGAUCAGAUGGCACUGAUUUUGGAAAGAUGGAGGAGGCACAUAUUGUUUCGGUUGGUGGAAGACAGAUUUGGGAUGUCUCGGGGGAAAAACAGAGUAAUCACAGAGAGAACCCUGAGUUUCAAGAUGAAAAAACUACCUGUGAAGUUCAAGGCUCAAGUUUAAGCUUGGAUGUUUGUCAAUCUCAAUCAACUGCUGCUGAGAAUAUAUUGGGGGAAAUGGAUAUGCAAAAUAUGCUUAAAGGAUUAUCUUCUGGUAGUCAUGCUGCCACCAUGGUCAAACUGGAUAAUCAGAAUCAAAAGAGGCCCACUUCAGAAAAGACCAAAAGUCCAGAUGCUCUUUCAUCUAGUGUUUCUGUAGCUGUCACCCCGACCGUCAUCGUUUCUUCAGGGUCAAACCCCAGUUCAUCCUCGGCUUCUACUCCAUCAGUGCCUCCAAAAGGUUCCAAUUUAAAUAGAGCUGCUAAGGAAUUCAAGCUCAAUCCUGAAGCAAAAAUAUUUUCUCCCUCGCCAUUGCAUCAUAGAUCAGUGACUCCUCCUGCAGUGCAAGCAGAAGCAAGUGUUACUUACAUGCCAGAAGUCUACGCUAUGGUACCAAUUGCUACUGCAGAAAACAAAGAUGACAUCAGUUUGUUUGCUCCUCAUUCUUCUCUGCCUGUGACAUUUGUCCCAUACAAUGAUGUCAUCAUUGGAAAUGGCAGCAGUGAUGCACCAUAUGCCCAACCUGUCGUUUGCCAAGUCUUAAGCACGACACAACCAAUUAGAUAUGCCAGUCAGUAUCAUAACCUUCAAGCUGGGACUGCUUAUAUGUAUCCAAAUUCUCAAAAUGUAUAUAGUUAUUGCAGGACGAGCGGGGCCUCUUGUUUGUGUGUAUCCCAUUUCAGACACCAUUCCGAGUGCGGCAGGAUAUUCUCAAGCAGCUACAGGACCUCUCUUAACUCCACAUCAAAUGCGUCAUCCCAAGUACCAAGGUAUAAACUCUACAAGUUUAUUGUUGAUCAUUGAAGUGCAUUACUGAAAGUUGGAUUAUUUCUUUUAAGUGUUCUAUUAUUCGUGUAUAAUAAAAGUUAAAAGCCUGAAAAGAAAUUUGCAGUCUUCCUGCUUGUUUCCUUGAUAUUUGAUGUGUAAGCAUACCCUUUAUUAUUCAGCUCUUGGAAAUAUAGUUUUUACUUGACGUCAUAAUUGUAGAAGAACUAGUCAUCAAGCAGGCAGCAGUAG
Olea europaea var. sylvestris is the source of this 1924-nucleotide messenger RNA. RefSeq lists its product as uncharacterized. NCBI's taxonomy places the organism in Eukaryota, Viridiplantae, Streptophyta, Magnoliopsida, Lamiales, Oleaceae. Gene Ontology annotation, cellular component: cytoplasmic stress granule. The coding region runs from base 140 to 1711 and encodes 523 amino acids. Gene Ontology annotation, biological process: cytoplasmic stress granule assembly. Gene Ontology annotation, molecular function: RNA binding. The transcript is spliced from 12 exons. The record is from RefSeq and is a predicted model, not a curated record.